Messenger RNA from Scylla paramamosain (green mud crab), 2736 nucleotides. RefSeq lists its product as uncharacterized. The transcript is spliced from 8 exons. The record is from RefSeq and is a predicted model, not a curated record. Bases 704 to 2266 code for a protein of 520 amino acids. Lineage: Eukaryota; Metazoa; Arthropoda; Malacostraca; Decapoda; Portunidae.
CCGCGGCAGCCACACCCGCCGGGCGAACCAACGGUAUAACAAGAGGCGAAUUCCCUGGGCGCACGUAACCUACUAAGCGCGGAAAAGUAGGUGUUCUUCUCACUGCCUCUCUGGUCGGCGCCUUAUGGUGGCUGGCAGGGCAGGGAAGGCACGGGCGGGAUUCUUUAGUUUCCUUGUAUACUAAGUUUCUCGAUUUAUGAAACUAGUAACGGCGCUAAGAAGGGUGUCAGUGCAAUGAGAUGUGUGUUUGUGGUGGGAUGGGGGAGGUGGGGGGAGCGCGUCUGGCAGGUAUAGCGGUUGGUAGGUGGUAGUGGUGAUGGGAGGGGAGGGAGGGGGUUUAGCUGGUGGAAGGAUGCGGGCGUCAGUGUGUCCCCAGCCGUUGUGGAGAGAGGAUCUGUGACGGUGCGUGUGGCUUGACGCCUCCUUACUUGCACAGUCCCUGAGUGGAACCUCCAGGGGCAACUGAACUCUGGUUGAUGUGGAGAAUUAAAAACUGGAAUUAAACAUGAGUGAGGAGAAGACGCCAUAGCACUUGUGAGGGUUUCGUAGAGGACAGCGAGGGGGAGGAAGGACGUGCGUGGACGUGGAUUUUACAAGACACCCACAAUAACGAACGGUAUAGAUUGUGGUGCUCUGAGGUUGUGACGUUUGCUGAUCGCUGGCUUCCCUCACCUAUAGGAGGCUGACCCUUAGUGACGUCGCCAUGGCCCGCCGCUGCCUACCGUCGCCUCCCCCGCUGCUGCUGUCGCUUCUGCUGUUUUCCGCAGCUGUGGUGUCGCGGGCGCAGUAUCCAGAAGACUUCGGGUUGGAGCGAACGUCGAAUCCCGUGUCCAUCAGCAGACUGGAGGUGAUGUGUGGCAAGGACCAUCUCACUGUCCAGCUCGCCUUCACUGCGCCAUUCAGGGGCAUCGUGUUCUCCAAGGGGCAGUACGGCCAGCCCAACUGUAUGUAUGUGGAGCCUAACAGUGGUGGGACGCAGUACGAGUUCCAGAUCCACUACGAUGGUUGCGGCACCAAGCCAGACAUGGGCGGCAAGUUCUAUGAAAACACCAUUAUCGUACAAUAUGACCCAGACCUGAUUGAGGUGUGGGACGAGGCCAAGCGACUGCGUUGCGAGUGGUACAACGACUACGAAAAGACGGCCAGCAAACCUCCUAUGAAAAUUGCCGAUUUAGAAGUGGUGGAACUCAAUUUUCGAGGAGACAACGUGGACUGCUGGAUGGAGAUACAGGACGGGAAGGGACCCUGGGCUUCCCCCGUGACGGGCAUCGUCCCCCUGGGGUCCACCCUCACCAUGGUGGUGGCCAUCAACGACCAGGCAGGAGAGUUUGACAUGCGGGUGACGUCGUGCGAGGCGUCAGAUGGCUCCAGCCGUCCUAUCUACCUGAGUGACCAGCACGGCUGCAUACUCCGCCCAAAAAUGAUUUCCAACUUCAUGAAGCUUCGCAACAACGACGGCAGAGCCACCGUGCUCACCUACGCCCACUUCCAUGCCUUCAAGUUCCCAGAUUCGAUGGCAGUGCAUCUGAGGUGCAAAGUGGAGAUCUGCCGCUACGGCUGCCCUGACCACUGCCAGAAGCCUAUAUCCGGGAACCCCAUUGGUGAUUACAAUGGGCAGGCGCUACCGCUACAGGAUAAUAAUGCUUACGCCUUUGCAUCAGAGGUUGAUCCAAAAUACGCGGCACCGCCGGAAGAGAUUAGCAGCCAUAACCCAGGAGAAAAAUCAGAGAUACAGCCUCCGCGCUCCCGUCACGUAUCUGGUGGCAUCCCGCAGAGCCUUGAUGAAAUGGCGAUGAAAAACCAGUAUCGCAAAAGUCCUCUCAUCAUUCCCGAUGAACGAUCCGCUCAGAAACAGGACAGCGGGAGGAUCGAGAUGCAUCCUUGGGGUCCCAGGAAUCUCCGCCGCCGUCGAGAAGUUGUCAAUCGCCACGUGCGUUCCUCUAACAUCGGUGUGUCUACCAAUUACCAAGUAAUAUCUGAAGCCGACCUAGAAUUCACGCCGGCGAUGGACGACAGCGUGACGGUGUUCAAGGGCCACCCUGAGGAUAUGGUAUAUGGCGUGUGCCUGCCGGCGCCUGGCUUCUCUGCGCUGUUUGUACUAGUGGCCAUGUGCACAGUGAUCUCUGUGUUGGUGGCUGGGUUCAUGUGCCACCACCGCCAGCUUCAGAAGGACACCACAGAGUCUCCAGCUACGCCCCAUCCCCACCACCAGAUGUUCAGCAUGGUGCAAUUCCUGCGGGGACACCUACCGGGCUAUUCUCAGUGACGUGGCGCCACCACUGUCUAACACUUUACCUGCUGCCGUUGCAGUGACCACAAGCCGCUUCGAGGGACCGUUCAAUAGCAUUCAGGACCCGUGUAUUUUAUUUUAUUUACUUAUUUUUUUUAAGACUAUGUGCAAUAACAGAACUGCACUAGACUUGUUGUGGCUUAUGAGUGUCGAAUCCAAUUGAAAGCAGCAGAGGUUUAGAAUGUGGCUGAAACACGCCCUUCCAUUUUUGUCUCCACUGUUUGUCGUAAUUUAUAGUUACUCCUUUGAGGUGGACAGUACAGAUCCCACACUUUAUGUUUUGUACGCCUGCCCUGCUCAAUGCCAGACGUCGCUUGUCUUGUACACCGUCCAUUGUUGUGUGACCUUGUAAAGAGAUUUGCAUAAGUGUAGACAAGUUAGAUAACGAUCGCAGUUAUGUUAUCAUUGUUUUAGGCAAGUGACAAAGUACAUCAAUGCAAAGUGAA